Fragaria vesca subsp. vesca is the source of this 1155-nucleotide messenger RNA. RefSeq names its product probable 2-oxoglutarate/Fe(II)-dependent dioxygenase-like. The record is from RefSeq and is a predicted model, not a curated record. Bases 1 to 1155 code for a protein of 384 amino acids. Lineage: Eukaryota; Viridiplantae; Streptophyta; Magnoliopsida; Rosales; Rosaceae. The transcript is spliced from 4 exons.
AUGGGUUCAAAUGGUGCUGUUGCUGACACCAACUACAGAGAAAAUAAAACAAUAGAAACCCAUGAUCAAUACCUGCAGGAAGGAGUGAGACACUUGUGCGAAAGAGGACUGACUAGAGUGCCAACAAAGUACAUACUGCCCAAGGAGGAACGACCCAAUUCAGCCAUGGGAGGAGAGACGACGAUUCUCAAGUUACCGGUUAUUGAUUUCACUCGGUUGCAAGACUCCAGCAGCAGAUCUCAAACAUUGAACUCCCUCGCAAAAGCUUGCGAAGAAUUUGGAAUUUUUCAGUUGAUAAACCAUGGUAUCAAAGAUGAAGUUAUUUCCACAAUGACUGAUGUAAGUAAAAGGUUCUUUGACCUUCCCUUCGAAGAGAGAUCAAAGUACAUGUCAAAUGAUAUUGCUUCCCCGGCAAGGUAUGGAACAAGCUUUAACCAAAACAAUGAUGCAGUGUUCUGCUGGAGAGACUUUCUCAAGCUUAGUUGCAACCCUUUAUCAGACAGUGUUCCUUUUUGGCCAUCCUCUCCUGUAGACCUAAGGGAAACAGUAGUGAACUACUCAAAGAGCACCAAUUUUUUGUAUCUAAUGAUGAUGGAGGCUGUCCUGGAGAGCCUUGGGUUGAUGAAAACCACAAAGAGUUCAAGUACAGAGAAAAUAGACACCAAGACCAGUAGUUUAGAGGAAUUUGAAGAUGGAAGCCAACUGAUUGUGGUGAACUGCUAUCCUGCAUGCCCUGAACCUGAAUUAACCCUAGGCAUGCCACCGCAUUCUGAUUAUGGCAUCCUCACUCUUCUCCUUCAAGAUCAAGUCGAAGGUCUUCAAAUACAGCACCAAGGAAAAUGGGUGACCGUCGAACCACUUCCGAAUUCAUUCAUCGUCAACGUCGGUGAUCAUCUUGAGAUAUUUAGCAAUGGGAGAUACAAGAGCGUGCUGCAUAGGGUUGUUGUCAACUCAUCCAAGUCUCGAAUCUCUGUUGCUUCAUUGCACAGCCUGCCGUUCGACGCCGUCGUUCGGCCCUCACCUAAACUCGUUGACGAAGCCAACCCUACUCGUUACAGGGACACAGACUUUGCCAAUUUUCUUGAGUAUAUUGCUUCAUGUGACCACCAGACGAAGAGUAAGAGUUUCUUGGAAUCGAGGAAGCUGACUGACUGA